UCUCCAGUCCGACCCCAUGAACGACCAUGUCAUGCUCUACUCCGGGGUCACCCUGGCCUUCUGGGCCACACUCAUCAUCGUGGGUACAUGUUAUACAAUAUUUGACCUGGGAUUUAGAUUUGAUGUCGCUUGGUUCCUUACAGAGACGUCUCUCUAUAUGUGGGCCAAUCUCGGUAUAGGAUUAGCCAUUUCUCUUUCAGUGGUUGGCGCAGCUUGGGGUAUCUUCAUCACAGGUUCAAGUAUUUUAGGAGGAGGUGUGAAGGCCCCACGGAUUAAAACUAAGAACUUGGUCAGUAUCAUUUUCUGUGAAGCUGUGGCAAUUUACGGCAUUAUCAUGGCUAUUGUAAUCAGCAACAUGCAGGAGAGUUUUAAAGAAACCACCCCGGAGAGUAUUGGAAAUCGAAAUUAUUUUGCAGGGUUUUCAAUGUUUGGAGCCGGGCUCACCGUAGGAUUCUCUAAUCUCUUUUGCGGUAUCUGUGUUGGCAUUGUUGGUAGCGGGGCUGCACUUGCCGAUGCUCAGAAUGGCAGUCUGUUUGUGAAGAUCCUGAUUGUGGAAAUUUUUGGUAGUGCCAUCGGCCUGUUUGGUGUCAUUGUUGCGAUUUUGCAGACGUCCAAAGUAAAAAUGGGUGAUUGAAGUCUCUUCGUAGCGUUAAGACACGAGUCUUGAGGUGUGCGUCGUCCAUCCAUCCUAACUGGAGACCUAUUGGAGAGAGACUUAUAUUUAUUCCAUGUGUUUCAUUUUGACUUUGACAGAAGAUAUAAAAACACC
This is a messenger RNA of Pelobates fuscus (common spadefoot toad), 769 nucleotides long. Its product is annotated as V-type proton ATPase 21 kDa proteolipid subunit c''-like. Gene Ontology annotation, cellular component: membrane; proton-transporting V-type ATPase, V0 domain. Gene Ontology annotation, biological process: proton transmembrane transport. Gene Ontology annotation, molecular function: proton-transporting ATPase activity, rotational mechanism. Lineage: Eukaryota; Metazoa; Chordata; Amphibia; Anura; Pelobatidae. Bases 17 to 634 code for a protein of 205 amino acids. The record is from RefSeq and is a predicted model, not a curated record. The transcript has a single exon.